Oncorhynchus kisutch (coho salmon) is the source of this 4793-nucleotide messenger RNA. Its product is annotated as basal cell adhesion molecule-like. Gene Ontology annotation, molecular function: laminin receptor activity. The transcript is spliced from 17 exons. Lineage: Eukaryota; Metazoa; Chordata; Actinopteri; Salmoniformes; Salmonidae. Gene Ontology annotation, cellular component: plasma membrane. Bases 192 to 2048 code for a protein of 618 amino acids. The record is from RefSeq and is a predicted model, not a curated record.
AGAUUUCUCGCUGUGAGAGAGAGGGGGGGUUAGCGCUCGCUUUAUUGAGAGAGACGGAGAGAGAGAGAGAUAGAGAGAGAGAGAGAAACAACUCUGGACGACUGAAGACUUGCUGCUGCCACAAACACACAACGACAGAAACACCUAAAGAAAAACAGCUAAAUACAACUGUAAAAGUUACAGAUAGAGCCAUGGACGGGAUGGUUACAUUUGGACGCGCUUCUCUCCUGUGCACCUUGCUGCUUUGCUUUUCGUUGCAAGUGUGCUGGGCCAUCGUGACAGUGACAGUGACUCCCAAGGUGGAGGUGAUCAAGGGAGAGUCAGCCAGUCUGCCCUGCACCUUCAUAAUCCCCAACUCCCCGAACAACAUCGUGGAGUGGUUCAUUGAGGAGGGUGGCACCAGGAAGCGUGUUGCGUUCCGCUCCGUGUUGGGCGGAGAGGGGAAGAGUGAUGAGGGGACACGUCUGUCCGACAGAUUGACCAUGGGAAGGGACUUCUCUCUGACCAUCUCCCCCGUGAUGGUGGAGGACCAGCUGCCCUUCUACUGCCAGGUCACUGCUGGCCCUGCCGGGGUUGGAGAGGCCAUCACACAGCUCAAAGUCUUCUUCGCUCCAGAGAUGCCAGAGGUCACUGGAUCCAACCAGGCCAUAUCUGUUGGUGACUCCUCCACACAGGUGGGCCAGUGUGUGAGCCAUAACGGUCACCCCCAGCCCAGGAUCAUCUGGUUCCAGGACUCCAAGCCUCUGCCUGAGGUCAAGGACACCAAAGAGAAGGUGUACAUGGUGCCGUCAGUGGUAAAGGAAGCAUCAGGUCUGUUCACCAUCACCAGCACCCUGAUGAUGCAGCCCCAGAAGGCUGACAAGGACAGCGUGUACCACUGCACCGUGGAGUACAGCAUGCCCAACGACAUGAUCAAACAGAUCGACUCUGACACCUUCUCCCUCACCCUCAACUAUCCCUCUGAGACAGCGACCUUUGUCCUGUCGAACACUGAGCCAAUCAGAGAGGGUGACGAGGUGAAGAUGAUGUGUGAGACAGAUGGAAACCCUCAGCCUGAGUUUGAUUUCUCCAAGGAUGGGAUAAACAUUAAGGAAGGAGUAGCAGGGGGACUUUUGACUCUGAAGUCCGUCAAGCGUUCGGAUGCUGGGGUGUACAAGUGUAUGGCCACCGACUUUGAUAACCUGGAUGCUGAUCUUAAUGGAGAAGUCACCCUCUCUGUCCACUACAUUGACCCAAUGAGUGUGAGGCCUGCUGGUCCAUUGUCGACAAUGACGGGAGACAUGGUGGAGCUGCAGUGUAAGACCAAGGCCUCAGACUCACACACCGUCCAGUGGAAGAAGGGCUCCACGGUGCUGUCCCAGACUGGUGUCUUGUCUCUGAAGUCGGUGACAUUCGCUGAAGCUGGCGAGUACUCCUGUGUGGGUGCAGUGCCCUCUGUGCUUGGGCUCACCGCCAAGGCCAGCGUCAAUCUCACUGUCUCAGGUAAACCUGAGAUUGACGCAGCUGUUGAUGGAAUGGUGGAGAAGGAGGGAGACAUGGUGACUCUGUCCUGCUCUGCUCACGGACACCCUGCCCCACAGUUCACCUGGACACCCUCAGGAAAGGAAUCAGUGUCGGUGAAGGGUAACAAGGUGGUCAGUAUGGUCAUGCUGGAGGCCAGUGCUGCGGUCCUGAUGGACGGGGUCACCUGCGAGGCCAGUAACGACCACGGCGCAGCCUCGCAGGCCUUCAAAGUCACCACCAAACAAGCCGUCGAUCCCAACGCAGCCAAUGAUACAGGCAGAGGGAACCAUGUGCUUAAAACAGCUGAUAAGCAGCAGGGUGGCUCCAGUGGCGUGGUGAUAGCCGUGGUGGUGUGUGUCCUAAUGCUGCUGCUGCUGGUGGCACUCCUAUACUUCCUCAACAAGAAGGGCAAGCUGCCCUGCAGCAAGAAGGACAAUAAGGAAGUGGAAAGUGGGAAUGUGAAUAAUGACAUUGUGGUGGAGAUGAAGACAGAAAAGGCCAAUGAAGAAGCUGUCCUCCUGAACAAGCCAGCAGCACAGCAGUGAGGAACAGAGGAGAAUAUGACACAAGAAGACAGAAAGAGAGGGAUGAAGGGAUGGAUGAAAAACGACAGCAGGGCUUGUUUUAUUUUUGAUAGAGGGAGCAAUCGGACUGAGGGAAAAAUACAGUGGAAUGGGAUGGUGUUUUUGUAGGGAUGGGGGUAACCAUGGGGGGGGUAUUUAAACAUGAGACCUAAUACAUCACUGAACAUCAACUGACUUCAUCAUGACAUUAUCAGAGCAUAAUCCCUGUCCACCAAUCACAACUCUUGGUUGACUCCCAUGCAGAAUAGAGCUGUACAGUAAACAUGUGUCCAAUGUGACUCUAGCCAACUCCAGUAACCCUUCUCUACCCCAAUCCAAACACAAAAUGCCAUUAAGUCACUGUUUGUUGUAGGAGUGUUUGUGCGUUCGUGUGUGUGUGUUUGUGAGUGUGUGUUUGUGUGUGUGUGUUUGUGAGUGUGUGUUUGUGUGUGUGUGUUUGUGAGUGUGUGUUUGUGUGUGUGUGUUUGAGUGUGUGUUUGUGAGUGUGUGUUUGUGUGUGUGUGUUUGAGUGUGUGUUUGUGAGUGUGUGUUUGUUUGUGAGUGUGUGUUUGUGUGUGUGUGUUUGUGAGUGUGUGUUUGUGUGUGUGUGUUUGUGAGUGUGUGUUUGUGAGUGUGUGUUUGUGUGUGUGUGUGUUUGAGUGUGUGUUUGUGAGUGUGUGUUUGUGAGUGUGUGCUGUUAUGCUUUGUGUAUCUGAGCUGUGGGUUGUUCUUCGUUCAGUCAGUGUAGAACUGGAUGUGUCUGUUCUGUGUGGAGUCUGCAUCUAGCCCAUUCUGGUGGACAUGGGGAAAACACAAACUGUCAUCCUACUCUAUUCAUCCCUAAACUGAUUAUUGUGUCACUCUGAUUUCUAUCCCGUAACAUAGAGAUCGUGCCUACAGUUACAUAAAACUUAAGGACCAUAUUCUAUGCCCAAUACGAAGACCAGCAGCAUAUUAGGCACAAUACUUCAGAUGUACUUUGUAACAAAAAAUUUCGGUCGACCAGUCAUUCCAACCUAAAUCCACUCCGGCCUUCUGAUAAUAGCCUAUAGUACUGUAUAUAAUUCUAGACUGUUCUAAGCUGGGGAACAUACCCCCUAUCUCCCUGUUUGCUUUGGUCCUGGCCAGAGUCCUCUCUUUACAGGAUGACAUGAAAUAGAAGAUUCUAGUCCCUGUGUAUCAAUUCAUUGUUUAGUUUUUCAUUUCAAAUUAUUAUUAUGUCUAUUCAUGUAUUCAAAUUCCUUUCAGCUGUUACCUUAGCAACAGCCAAGACAAUUUCUAACUUCCUGAUCCCUUCCUGUGUAAAUGUUUUAUUUUUCUCAAACCAAAAAGCAACAAAAACGACAAACUAUUGGGUGUAGAAAUUAGUUUCAAAAUGUUGACGAAAUGUAUAUUAUGUAUCAGGUCAUUUGUUUUCUUCUUUUUGUUGCUCUGUCUCUGCAAACGGAAUACUGUAUAACUUGUCAAUCAAAUGGAGGCUUACUGUAUACGUGAGGUGAAUCUGAAUGAAUCUGUGUGUUUACUGUGUCGUUAGAGUCCUGACCCUGCUACAGCGCUCGCCGUAUUUCAUAGCCUACUGUCCUUCUCUGAGCAAAGCCAUUUUCAGAAACACAACACUCCCUGUUACGCUCAGCUCACCCAAUUAUCAUCCCCUAGCUCUAGAAAAUUGGAGUAAUCUGGCAAAAUGGGGAACGUUUUUGUCCUCAGUUGACAAUCUGAAAUCUCUGCCAGCUGCAUUAACAUUUCCUUCAGUACAGAUUGGCUUUGCAGGCCGGAGGGGUUAGCAACACAGUGAACACAGAUUCACCUGCGAACGUCACAGACACAGGUUAGUUACAGCUUGAUGAGGGAGAGAGGGAGGGAAAACAGGGGAGGUGGGAGCGGGUAGAGUCUGGGGGUGAGGUGGGAGGGGAGAGGGGGUACAGUGUGGGGGUGAGGUGGGAGGCGAGAGGGUGUACGUGAUGUUAAUUUUUUUUACCAAAAUAAGUUGAGUUAUUGAGUGUCCUAGUGGGGGUGUUCCAAUGCUUUGGUACGCAUAUGGUUUAUGUCUCUCCUUGCCUCACACGCUUUUUGAUACUACCCAUAUUGGCAGCACAAAGAUAUAUGAGAGCUGGUUGCAGUGUCCUCUAUCAUGGGUAUACACUGGAAAAAAAAUUGCCUUCUGAACAGGUCACUAUAACCACUAUUGCUUUUUCUGGGAAUCAUUUGGUUUUUCCAAUGGUGUUUAUAUGUCUAGUGAUUUAAGAGAUCUAUCUUUCCAUAACUUAAUGACUGUUCUGACUCCUGUGAGGUUAGGGGGAGACCAACAGGUGCAUACCUUCAACUUUGGAACGCUUGGUUUUAUUUGUAACAAAAAAAAAACAUAGAAAGUGAUAUUAAAAACAUAGAAAGUGAUAUUAAAAACAUAGAAAGUGAUAUUAAAAAAAUAAGUUUUCUUUUCUUUAAAAAAAGGGUGAUUCUUGUACUUCAGAACUACUGAGUUGUGACUUGUGAUGUUUUAUGGUUUGUCCACUUAAUCUAAGAGAAGAGAGAAAGGUUUGAAUUAGGAUUCUUGUCUUGUUAUACAUAUGAAACAAUGUGAGUUUUUUUUAUCUUCCUGGUAUACUGUAUAUUUGGUGGUACGCUGUUAUGUUGUGAGCUCUGUACUGUGUUCUUGUGUCUUCUUAUUGAACUGUGUAGAAUUUAUAACAAAUGAAAACCCACGAAAAAACAACCACACUCCCACAA